Messenger RNA from Colletotrichum scovillei, 1475 nucleotides. RefSeq lists its product as uncharacterized. The transcript has 2 exons. Lineage: Eukaryota; Fungi; Ascomycota; Sordariomycetes; Glomerellales; Glomerellaceae. The record is from RefSeq and is a predicted model, not a curated record. Bases 317 to 931 code for a protein of 204 amino acids.
CAAGGAGAUGGUCAGGAACGUUGGUGUUGGAGCAGUGAGUUCUCGAGGCCAGCCUAUGCAGUAAGACACCUUCUCAUAAGCGCUACAAUCACAGUGAUCCUCUUUCGCAGGAAGGUCUUGGAACGGAUUCCCAGCCAUGGUGCGCCACGAAGAGCGGUAAGGCGCAUGCUACCUGAGGGAUUCGGACAUCCGAAAGCCACAUCACCAACCUCGAAAGAUUCAAAGGUCGUCUCCAAUCCCCAUCUUCCUCUUGACUUUCUCUCUCACGCAGCGAUUCACGUAUAGUCAAUAUUAGAUAUCGCAAGAUCGAGAAGCCAUGCAUAUACCUAGACUCGUAGCCCUGGGCGCAGCCCUUACGACAGCGGUCAAAGCCUUCACCCCGCUCAACAUCACGGCGCUCUCAACCCGCGACGGCUACUCCGUCAUCGAAUGCUGGCAACUCACGUCCGUCCCCGUUGAAGCCCGCGCGGCUCUCAACUACGCCGUCGGCGGCGACCUGACGCGCGCAGAGUGGUCCAUCAUACAGCCCAGGACGACGGUCGGAGAGGCCUGGGCGCCGGCUGUGCAGCUGACAGUCAUCCUCAACGGCCUAAUCCGCAUCACAUCGCCAGCACCGGCAAGGAACGCGUCGCAGGCCACGCCGUCGCCCUCGUCACCAGGAGGCAGCAGUGGCGACGAAGCAUCGGAAGCACGUCCGGCGCAGACGACGGCGUACAUCCAGCCGGGCACGGUAUCCUCGUCGCUCGUCAUCGCGGCGGACUUGAAGAACGCGAGCGUGCACGCGGGGCACUUCACCGAGUUCCCCGGCGACGAGCCGACGGUGCUGGUGCAGGUGCCGUUUGCCGGGGACGCGGCGCCGGAGCAUGCUGUUCUGGGAGAGGGGCCGUGUCAGAAGGGGAGUUGGGGCGCUGCGAUGGGCGGUGGCAUCUGACCGAUGACUACAUGUAUAGAAAGAAAGACUUGUCUUUUGCUUGUGAUGAUGGCGUUCACUCGUGUCGUAGAAUACUAGCACUACCUAUGACCGUGUAUGCAGCUUAUGAUCCGUCCCGAGGCCUUUUCGGACCAGCGGCACGCCUUCUUGAGAUGACUGCCUUAGAGCGGAAGAAGUGAGCGCUAUCUCAAGGAACAAUGUCAUGGCGCGAGAAUUAGAGGCUCACGUUGGCCGACAAUGAGACUGGGACUGGGACAGGUACGCAGAGGAUGUGCAGGAAAACGUAAUGGCUCAGGAAGCAUGAUUUUGGCCUGAGUCUAAUAAUGGGCACACGAGUGAGGCGGCAGGGAAGGGAAGCUCGGAUUUGAACUGAUUUAGGCUCACGGCUUUUGGGUCUUAGCCUUUGGUGCCUUGGUGCUUUACUUGGAUCGCCGCUUGGUCGUGUUCGUGGACCGUGUGAGUGAUGCAUUAACGAUGGCAAAAAAGUCAUCCGAAUUUCCCAAGUCUACAGACGACGGCGCGGCCGUUCAGUACGUGUGCUCAC